Messenger RNA from Lecanosticta acicola, 723 nucleotides. The record is from the annotation of a GenBank genome assembly. Lineage: Eukaryota; Fungi; Ascomycota; Dothideomycetes; Mycosphaerellales; Mycosphaerellaceae.
AUGGGCCCAGAACUAAUACAGCAUCCGCUGUCGCGGGCGGAUGGCUCAACGGCGGUAUCUAGUGGCCUAUACACGGUCAUCGCCGGUGUUAACGGCCCUGUGGAGGUUCAGCGCCGAGACGAACUGCCCGAGGAAGCGGCUGUCGAAGUCAACAUCCGUCCAUCAUCUGGAAUUGGCGGACCCAGGGAAAGAUGGCUUGAAUCGGUGGUGCAGUCGGUGCUGAAGAAUGUCAUACUGGUCAACAUGCAUCCACGAACGCUCAUUCAGAUCACUCUGCAAGUCACGAAACAACCAAGCAACAAGCUCCUGAGGACAACAGGCGAUAUCUCUGUCAUACCGACCCUUCUAAACACUGCCUUCACUGCUCUGGUGGACGGUGGCAUACCUCUCGCGACUACCAUGAGUUCGACACUGGCCAUUGUCAACAACGCUGGGAGUGUAAUGGUUGAGCCACAAGAGAAGGACCUGGAAAGCUAUAGCAGCAUUCACGCAAUGGCCUUCGACUCGCAUGGGCAGGAGCUCCUUGAUCAAUCGUCAGGGAUAUUCAGUAUGGACACAUGGGACGAAGUGGCAGAUGCGGCGCGGCGGGCAUGUGUCGCGGCGAUAGCAUCGACUGGCGAAGAUGAAGCGAUGGCAGACGGAGACGCAUCAGGCGAGCCGUGGCUUCGAAAGGCUCUACAGAGCCAAGCUGUCGCUGCGAAUUCGUGGCGCGACGCAACUUGA